Messenger RNA from Marmota monax (woodchuck), 1025 nucleotides. RefSeq names its product NFKB inhibitor interacting Ras like 1 (gene Nkiras1). Bases 160 to 738 code for a protein of 192 amino acids. The record is from RefSeq and is a predicted model, not a curated record. The transcript is spliced from 4 exons. Gene Ontology annotation, molecular function: GTP binding; GTPase activity. NCBI's taxonomy places the organism in Eukaryota, Metazoa, Chordata, Mammalia, Rodentia, Sciuridae. Gene Ontology annotation, biological process: canonical NF-kappaB signal transduction.
AUUGAAGUCUUGGCUGGACUGCGAGCGUCGGUCUCCAUCAGCCGGCCCCGCUAGGCGGCUAGUUGGAGGCGGUGCUAUAGAGCCGGUGGCUGGGAACAGCCGAGGAGCCUCGCUGCUGCCUUCAGGGUCUGCUGGAGGACAGUGAUAUCCUGAGAGAAGAUGGGAAAGGGAUGCAAGGUUGUAGUUUGUGGAUUGUUGUCUGUGGGGAAAACCGCAAUCUUGGAGCAGCUCCUUUAUGGGAAUCAUACUAUUGGAAUGGAAGAUUGUGAAACAAUGGAAGAUGUAUACAUGGCUUCUGUGGAAACAGAUCGGGGAGUAAAAGAACAGUUACAUCUUUAUGACACCAGAGGCCUACAGGAAGGCGUGGAGCUCCCAAAGCAUUAUUUUUCAUUUGCUGAUGGCUUUGUUUUAGUGUACAGUGUGAAUAACCUGGAAUCCUUUCAAAGAGUGGAGCUUCUGAAGAAAGAAAUUGAUAAGUUCAAAGACAAAAAAGAGGUAGCAAUUGUUGUAUUAGGAAACAAAAUCGACCUUUCUGAGCAGAGACAAGUGGAUGCCGAGGUGGCACAGCAGUGGGCAAAAAGCGAGAAAGUAAGACUGUGGGAGGUGACUGUCACAGACCGGAAAACUCUGAUUGAGCCCUUCACUUUAUUAGCCAGUAAACUAUCCCAACCCCAGAGCAAAUCCAGCUUUCCUUUGCCUGGGAGGAAAAACAAAGGGAACUCUAACUCUGAGAACUAAAAAUUAGUAAUUCCACAAUUGUUUUUUGAAUAAUGACUGCUUUUAAGUGUCUAUGUAUGUGAAGAUUGAUAUUUAAAAUAGACCAUUUGUAUAUAUCUUGGUUGGUAAGGAAACAUCUAAGGAAGUAAUGAAAUGCACUUUAUGUUACUGGACUAAGUUUAUUAGUAUUGCCUGAUAUGAAAUAUAUUCUCUGUUUGAAAUAUGUUCCUGAAAUUAGCGUGUUUUGUUUUUAUGAAUGUUCCACCUAUCAAAGUAGUAAAAUAAAGUUUGGAUAGUGUGCAAAUGAA